AUUUCCCUCCGAAGAGGACGGGCUGGUCUUGGUGGUGAAAGAGACGAAGGAAAAGUUAAUGGAUCACACAAAGUAAACUGAAGUGAUUCAGUCAUCAAAUCAUAACCGAAACAAACCCUUCAUAUACUUUUUUUUUUGUCUUUGGUUUUGGAAAAAAAAACCUUUUCUUUGUCUUCAUACAUAGCUAGAAUCUCCUCAGCUUCACGCUACUUUCUUUCUAAACUUCCCAGAAACAAGGCUGGUUUUUGAAGAAGAAUUGGGUUUGGAUUUUUUUUUUUGAGGGAGCAAUGGAGAGAAAGAAGAAGGAGAUGAUAAGAUUGGAAAGGGAAUCAGUGAUUCCAAUUCUGAAACCAAAGCUCAUCAUGACCUUGGCCAACCUCAUUGAACAUGUUUCUGACAGGACUGAGUUUCUGAAACUAUGUAAGAGAGUUGAGUACACCAUACGAGCUUGGUAUCUUCUGCAGUUUGAGGAUUUGAUGCAAUUGUAUUCGCUGUUUGACCCUGUGUCUGGGGCUAAGAAAUUGGAGCAGCAGAACCUAUCUCCUGAGGAAAUUGAUGUACUUGAACAGAAUUUCUUGACUUACUUAUUUCAGGUGAUGGAUAAGAGCAACUUCAAGAUAACAACCGAUGAAGAGAUAGAUGUUGCACUCUCAGGACAAUAUCUUCUAAAUCUUCCCAUCAAAGUUGACGAGUCCAAGCUUGACAAGAAACUUUUGAAGGCUUACUUUAAUGAUCAUCCCCGUGAAAACCUCCCUGACUUUGCUGAUAAGUACAUUAUCUUUCGGCGUGGGGUUGGAAUUGAUAGAACAACAGAUUAUUUUUUCAUGGAGAAAGUGGACAUGCUGAUUGGACGUUUUUGGGGAUUUCUUUUAAGAGUAACCCGGCUAGAAAUUGUUUUUGCAAGAAAGUCAAGUGGAAAGCGCAAGAAUGAUCAAAAGAAGGAUGAUGACCUUAACUCUGAAGCUGAUCAGGAUGAUUUGUUUGUUGAAAGACUCCGACUGGAAAAAAUGAAUUUAAGUGUCAGCAAUUUGCUGAGCAAGACUACAAUACAGGAACCUACAUUUGAUAGGAUCAUAGUCGUUUACAGGUCGGCACCCACAAAAUCAAAAACUGAACGGGGGAUAUAUGUGAAACAUUUCAAAAACAUUCCAAUGGCUGAUAUGGAAAUAGUUCUACCUGAAAAGAAGAACCCUGGGUUAACUCCAAUGGACUGGGUCAAGUUCCUGGUUUCUGCUGUAGUUGGGCUAGUUGCUGUGAUUGGUUCAGUUGAAAUGCCCAAGGCUGAUCUUUGGGUCAUUUUUGCUGUCCUUUCCACAGUUGUUGGUUACUGUGCUAAAACAUACUUCACGUUCCAGCAAAAUUUGGCUGCAUAUCAAAACUUGAUUACACAGUCUAUGUAUGAUAAACAACUAGAUAGUGGAAGGGGUACUCUUCUUCACCUGUGUGAUGAUGUGAUUCAACAGGAAGUCAAAGAGGUUAUUAUUUCUUUCUUUAUAUUGAUGGAACAAGGCAAAGCUACUAGGCAGGAUUUGGAUUUGCGUUGCGAGGAACUGAUUAAAGAAGAGUUUGGUGAGAGCUGUAAUUUUGAUGUGGAUGAUGCAGUUGAAAAGUUAGAGAAGCUGGGCAUUGUUGCUCGGGAUUCUCUCGGACGAUAUUUCUGUGUUGGGCUAAAACGUGCUAAUGAGAUUAUUGGCACCACAACUGAAGAGCUCGUCCUCAAGGCAAAGCAGGGUUUUGCUAAUUCUUGACAGUCUUUGGAAGAUGUGUUUUCUUCUCUACCAUAUCUGUUCCAAUCCAGCCUCUUUCCAGCUCUAAUUGAUCAAAUACUUGCAUGCAGUUGACAGUUGUGCUUCCAAGCAUCUCUGGACAGAUCUUGAUAUCCUAUUGUACUUAAUUGAUUUCUGAGCAAUUUUGAGCUCCAUUUUCCUUCCUCUUUCAUUAAUAAUAGUAAGAAAAUUGAACCAAA
Populus euphratica (Euphrates poplar) is the source of this 1966-nucleotide messenger RNA. RefSeq lists its product as uncharacterized. The transcript is spliced from 16 exons. NCBI's taxonomy places the organism in Eukaryota, Viridiplantae, Streptophyta, Magnoliopsida, Malpighiales, Salicaceae. The record is from RefSeq and is a predicted model, not a curated record. Bases 288 to 1748 code for a protein of 486 amino acids.